AUGUUGGCCUUUAGUUCGUUUAGCUUUAGCCUGUUUCUGCUGCUGCUUGUAGCUGAUGGCUUGAAGAGUUUUCCAGAAUUAGCAGAACCAGGAAACUUUGGAAUUAAUUUGAUCAACAACAUCAUUGAGAGAGUUCAGAGGGAAAGAUCCGUGGAUACGCUGUUGCUUAUGAAACGCCAGCAGGACAGCAACUGCCCUCUGCAGGAUAUCAAUUCCAUGGGAAUACCUAGUCUUCGCCUAGAUGAACGAAUCACAAUUAAUAUAAAGCAGCGCUUUAAUAGCGAGGCCCUCGCUCUGGUUUGCAUGGCCGAUCUUGGAGAUGCCACCCUGCUGAGCACCUUGGCCCAGAAUCUACAUCGCAUGAGAGAGGCGCCAAUCAUUGUGUGGCUACAUAGUAUGGACUCGGAUCUACAGGAAUUUCUGUCUAUAAUCACCCAACAGGCAGAGAAAUAUAGUUUGAUCAACCUCUUGGUUUUUCGUACAGGCUUGUAUGCUCUCGAAGACUCGAUAAUUGUCUAUAGAUUACAACCAUUUCCCAAUGCAACUCUCAAACUUGUGGCCAUAACAGUGCCUAGUCUCUCUCCACCGUCCAGUUAUCUGCUCUCGGACAAGCGCACGGGCAGCAAGUACCUGGACGGCCAAAUGGUUCGACUCGUAAGGGAGUUUGCCCGGAAACAUAACAUACAGCUCCGGUUGCAAAGAGCUGAGAAUGAGAGUAUUUGGAUCGAUAAUCACAGUAUUGAGAAAAUGAUAUCGAAGGGUGAAGUGGACUUCCCAAUGCAUGGACGCAUAAACACAUUAAACAUAGAAUCUACGCCCUAUGUGGAUAUCAGUCAAAUAUUUAUUGUCGUGCCCUGCGGCCAGGAAAUGAGAUUAAGUGAUGUUUAUAGAAGUAUGAGAACCUACUUUUUUGUGAUGCUUGGCGUCUACUUUCUGUUUGCGCUGAUCGAAACAACGCUCAAGCUGGCCAGCCAGCACAUCUGGCGGCGCAGCUCGUGCCUCGGCUAUUCAACAUUUUUCAUAAAUCUGCACUCAUUUGCCGGGGUGCUGGGUCAUCCCAUUGGCUUGCGUCGAUAUCGAAGCCCAUCACUGCGACAGUUCCUCAUGGUUAUGAGCAUUUUCAGUCUUGUUUUCGGCUGUUAUUUCAAUGCCAACCUGAGCGCUCUGCUGACCAAGCGGCCCUGCUAUCGACACGCCCAGAACUUCGAGGAGCUGGCGGAAAGCGGCUUGCCCGUCAUAUACGACAGAAUCAUUGCGAAUGUGACGGAUGUGCACAUGAAAGAUCAAAUUUUAAAAAUACCCAAUAUUGUUUUCACGCCGAACAAUCAACGCAACGAUAUGAUGUUUGCCCUGAACUCGAGCAAUGCCUAUCAGGCACUCAGCAAGUUGUGGGAUAUC
This is a messenger RNA of Drosophila montana, 1398 nucleotides long. RefSeq lists its product as uncharacterized. The annotation marks the transcript as partial. The transcript has 2 exons. Lineage: Eukaryota; Metazoa; Arthropoda; Insecta; Diptera; Drosophilidae. The record is from RefSeq and is a predicted model, not a curated record.